UCAAACGUUUCUGCCGCAAGGGCGUACCAGCUCAGUUUCGAAGCCAUGUUUGGAUGAGUCUAUCUGGUGCUUUCGAAAUGAUGAAAAAGAACCCAAAAGUGUAUCAGACUGCUUCUGUCACUCAACCGCCAAAAAAUAUUUUUACUACCAUCAUGGCAGAUCUUCCCAGAACAUUCCCAGAAAACGCACACUUUUCGCAGGCAGAAGGCAAAGGUGACAAACUACAAGCUCUUCAACGGAUCUUAGUGGCUUUUGCUACAAGUUUCCCCAAGAUCGGAUAUUGCCAGGGACUCAACUACGUUGCUGCCACUCUCCUACUGGCAAUGCAAGGCCUCCCAGACGCCGAGGCGGAGGAACGAGCCUUCUGGUUGCUUCACACCUUGUCUCAUCACAUUGUGCCAAACUACUACUCUGAUCGUAUGGUUGAUGUUCGUGUUGACUGUCUCGUCUUUGAAGAACUGCUCAAGAAGAAGGCACCCAACAUCUACAGGACAUUGAAAAAUGCCAAUGUAGAUUGCGUUGUUCUUGCUACCAAGUGGUUCAUCUGCCUGUUUGCCGAUGUCCUUCCCAUUGAGACUGUUUUGCGAAUAUUUGACUGCCUCUUCUACGAAGGUAAUAAGAUUCUCUUCCGCGCGUGCAUAGCACUAGCAAAACUACACACUCGAGAGAUCCUCUACUGCCAACAAUUUCCCGAUGUCGUGCUCACCUUUCGAGACAUAACCCAAGACAAACAAACUCUCUACUGUCAUGAAUUUCUCAAGGCCAUGUUCACCCUCCCCGGAUCCCUUCCACGAUCUCUAAUUCGCAAACUUCGAGGCAAAUGCUUGGAAAAAGUCAAAAUCACAUUAAAUGAGUUAGAGGCGCAAGAACGUGACUACCGUGAGCGGAUGGCCCUACAAAAUCAACAACAGCAAAAACAAACUCAACAAGAUGAAGAACAAACGAUCAACGACUCCUACAGCGGCGAAUUUGGCGACAGUGAUGAUGAGAGUGAGGAAAUGUUGAAAGCACAACAAUCAGAUGACGCAGAAUCCUCACCAUCCUUGAACGCCCCAAUAAACCAUGGCAUCGGCAACUUAUGA
Molecule: messenger RNA, 1082 nt
Organism: Hydatigera taeniaeformis
Lineage: Eukaryota; Metazoa; Platyhelminthes; Cestoda; Cyclophyllidea; Taeniidae
Source: the annotation of a GenBank genome assembly